ACUGCCCGUUUUUAGUCCCCACCCCACCAUGUGAUCCUUCCCACUUUCUCUCUCUACCUAUACAUACACAUAUCUUGCCUGUUUAUAUGCGCGCGCCUCAACACCAGAGGAUCUCUGUGCUUCACCACUGCCCCUCUCUGAGAUCUUCUCGCAUGUGUAUAUGUGCUCUUGUGCUUAUUUAUUUAAGCACAGAGCUUUCCAAAAGAACAAAGUGAUGACAGCGCAUUUUGGGUUUCUUUUAGUGAUACAGUGAGAUUUGCGGAGACGGAGAUGGUGAAGAGUUGUUCAAUCUUUAUCCUCCUUUUUGCCCUCUCCAUUUGCCUCGGCUUAACUCCAGCUGAUUCUUUGCACCCCAGAGAGCCCUUGAGGGUCAUUGUCGACCUAGGGAAGGAAACACUGGGAUCUUGGAAGGAUGGGGUGCUUCAAGAUACCACUGAAGUGCUAGGUUCAAGCAAUAAGGGGCUCAAUGGUACACUUGUUUUGGGUGGAAACAGGACAAGGAGGCCAGACAUUCUUUCUGGAUUUCACAAAUACAGAGGUGGAUGGGAUAUUGCCAAUAAACACUACUGGGCUUCUGUUGGUUUUACAGGUGCUGCUGGGUUCAUUUUUGCUGUGCUAUGGUUUAUUGCUUUUGGAUUUGCCCUGGUGGUGCACCAUUUCUGCGGGUGGAAGAUAAAUAUCAAGGAUGAGGAAACACAUUGUUCACAAAAAAUUUGCUUAAUCGUUCUUAUUGUUUUCACUUGUGCUGCAGCGAUUGGAUGUAUUCUUCUUUCCGUUGGACAAGAUGAAUUUCAUGCUGAAGCUUUAGAUACAUUGAAAUAUGUUGUGAACCAGUCCGACUACACUGUGCAAACAUUGAGAAAUGUGUCGGAGUACCUAUCACUUGCAAAAACUGUUAACGUGGCCCAGAUUUACCUCCCUUCAGAUGUUAAAGAUGAUAUUGAUCAUUUGAACGUGGACUUGAUUAAUGCAGCUGAUACACUAGAGGAGAAAACAGACGAAAGCUCAGGAAAAAUAAGAAGAGUCUUCAAUAUUAUGCGGUCAGCACUGGUCACAGUUGCAGCAGUGAUGCUUAUCAUCUCUAUUCUUGGGCUUUGCUUAUCUAUCCUUGGCCAUCAACAUGCAAUUCACAUAUUCAUAAUCAGUGGAUGGUUGCUGGUGGUGUUGACCUUCGUUCUUUGUGGAGUUUUUGUCAUCGUUGACAAUGCAAUUUCCGACACCUGUAUGGCCAUGGAAGAAUGGGUCGACAAUCCUCACGCUGAAACUGCACUCAGCAACAUCCUUCCUUGUGUUGACCAGAGAACCACAAACCGGACACUGAUCAAGAGCAAACAAGUUGUCGUUGACGUUGCAAAUGUUGUCAACGGAUUUAUAGACACCUAUGCCAAUGCCAAUCCUACUGAUCCAGUCAAUUCUAAUUAUUACAACCAAUCUGGACCUUUUAUGCCUCAUCUCUGUUAUCCUUACGACUCCCAGCUGCAAGAUUUGCCGUGUCCAUCAGAACAGGUUUCUGUGGCAAAUGCCUCAUUGGUUUGGCAGCAAUACAUCUGCAAUGUGUCUGCAUAUGGUUUCUGCAGCAGUGUUGGGAGGGUGACCCCCGAUAUGUAUGGACAUUUGGUGGCGGCAUUAAACGUUAGCUAUGCUCUCGAGCACUACACCCUGCCACUGCUCGACCUUCAGAACUGCAAUUUUGUACGUGAUACAUUUCGAAACAUCACCUCUGAUUAUUGUCCUCCCCUGGAACACUAUCUCCGGGUCGUGAAUGCAGGAUUGGCUUUGAUCUCUGUGGGAGUCAUGCUUAGCCUCGCGCUUUGGGUUAUAUACACAAACCGCCCCAGAAGGGAGGAAGUUCUUGCAAAGCUUACUUCGAGAUUAAAAAGCAGUUGUCAUGGUAAGAGAAGUUCCAAUAGUAGUAAUCUCGAUUUAUCAUCGCGAGGCACAACUCCAAGAAACACUGUUUAUACAAUACAGUAAUUCAUUAGAUUUUUAGGAUACAAAAAUAGAAUUGUUUGACAUCCUGCAAGCCAAGCUCAAGAUGGGGCAAAGCACCACUUUAGAGUUGAGGGCUUUAUAGUAGCCAUUAUGUUGUCUUCAGUCAUUGUAUAUACAGUACUCCAUACUAUAUACAAUAUAUAAACUUAUUCUUGAUCUACA
This is a messenger RNA of Ipomoea triloba (trilobed morning glory), 2154 nucleotides long. RefSeq lists its product as uncharacterized. The record is from RefSeq and is a predicted model, not a curated record. NCBI's taxonomy places the organism in Eukaryota, Viridiplantae, Streptophyta, Magnoliopsida, Solanales, Convolvulaceae. Gene Ontology annotation, cellular component: membrane. Bases 271 to 1974 code for a protein of 567 amino acids. The transcript has 9 exons.